Molecule: messenger RNA, 12181 nt
Organism: Spirometra erinaceieuropaei
Lineage: Eukaryota; Metazoa; Platyhelminthes; Cestoda; Diphyllobothriidea; Diphyllobothriidae
Source: the annotation of a GenBank genome assembly
AUGCCAAAAUGGCUGUUUCGGCGCCUCAAAUUUCUGACCGCUGAUUCGGCCACCAUCGUCUGUUCGCCAACACAAUUCCUGGAAAAGCUAAAAGAAGUAAGUAUCUUGUCAAAUGAGGUCAUGAUAUCUUUUGGUGUCACGUCCCUCUUUACAUCUAUCCCCCAGAAUCUGGCAAUCGAGGCCGUCGAGCUGCUACUACAAAGCAAAUACGAUGAAACGGAGAAUCGUCUCGGACAUGCCCAAUUCCUUCAGCUCCUUAAUUUCUUUCUCAGGAAGUACUUCACGUUUGACGGAACAGUCUACGAGCAGGUGAAGGGAACACCAAUGGGCUCGCCGAUUUUGGGGUUCAUCGCCGAGGUGGCCCUACAGCGGUUAGAGUCGCUGGUCUUUCAACACCACAGACCAAAAUUCUGGGCUCGGUAUGUGAACGAUACCUUUGUCGUCAUCGAACGGAAUCAUGUGCUAAAAUUCAAAGAACGUCUCAACAACGUCUUCCCAAACAUGCAAUUUACGAUGGAAGAGUAAAGGUAACCAGCUGGCAUUCCUUGAUGUUCCCGUCUGUCACAAAGUUUAUGCUGACCUGAAGACCAAAGUAUUCAGGAAAACGGAAAACACGCGCAUAUACUGAAUAUCAACAGCAACAACGUAAUCGGCCACAAACGCAGUUGCGGAAGAACGCUACAUCGGCGUGUUGAGACGCAUUGCAGUGAACCGGCAGAUAGGGUUGCCGAAUUCCAAUAUCUUCGACGGAUUUUCGGAGAAAAUGGUUACCCGCGCAACUUCGUCAACCGGUGCAUGCGCAAACGAGACGAACGACAAAAUCGUGCCGACCCCAAAUUCUGGCAAGCGAUCCCGUACAUCAAGAACGUCUCCGCGGCCGUUAGUCGCCAUCUUGCACCACUUGGGGUUAGAGUUGCUCACAGACUGGAGGCCACCAUCUGGCGUCAGGUGAUGAGACCAAAAGACCCACUGCCACGGCAAAAAACGUCUGGAGUCGUUUACCGGAUCACGUGCAGUUGCGGACAAAACAACUACGCCAGAGAGACUGGAAGACUGCCCCGGACGCGAAUCUCCGAACACGCGGCAGCAAAGCGGAGAAACGACGUUAACUCUCAGGUCGCGGCCCAUUCGACGAGAUCCAGCCACAUAUUCAAGUUCGAUGAGGCCUCGAGUUGCUUGAGUCAGGGUUCACUGGACCUCAGUAUAUCAAGAAGUGUAACUACAUCCCCACUCCAUAUUCCCUACUGAGGCAUAGGCUGGCCAAGGUAAUUGACAACUCGGGGAGCGCGCAAGCCAGUGAACCAAAUGGCCGAGCAAUCAUCACGCCAGCAUCCAACACGGACGAUAAGAUUUCAGCAAUUAACAACUUGCAUGCCGACCAUCAAGCCAUUAGCGCACCAGCGGGCAACAUUCGUUGAUGAAGGGGAGCGAGGCUAAUUGCUAUAGGUAUGCGGUAGCAUAGCGACUGCAUCCUAUAAAUACUGCAACUUCCUGUGCACGAGUCACUCUUUUCUGCCACUGUCUCUGAUGAUGGGUUGGAGCAAGAAUCUGAAACGUCAGACGAAUAAGGCUGUUGUUCCAGCGACCGCUUCUGCUUCUUAUCAACUACUUCCCGGAACUCACAUCUCCCGUUGUAUUGACAAGUUUUUAAUUUGUCGGUAAUUAUUACAUGGACACCAGUUCACGAGAAACUUUUUGCACAACAUGUGCAGAGGAGUGGCCCAUGAACUAUAAGAGGGCCGGGGCAUGCCAAGCUCCAUCAUAUGGCUGAAUCCGACCCUGGCGAUAGCCAAUUUUUCAGCCACUAAACGACAAGGACGUCUAAAAACGAGUGGCUCUGUAGUCGAAAUAUGAUGCAUGACGGAAUGUUUAAUGGGCGCGUUAAACUGUGGAGGCCGACUAACAGGCGACAAUUCUGAAAGAAAAUAAUCAAAGAGAAUGGACAAUGGAAGUACUGAAGUGCAUGGACCAGGGUAUGUAGUGGUACAAUUUGAACGAUUAGAAUAUAAGGAUGUCAUCGUGUCAAAACGUUUAUGGGACCCGGUAUCAACGAGGAGACCGAAAAACAAUAUAAAAUCAGCACUGAGAAUGGCGGCAUGAACAUCAUCAAUAAUAAAUAUCCACCGGAAAGGACUUUGUAACCCAAGGCCUAAAGUCAGGAAGAGUUGACUAAAUAUUUUACUGGGUGUACUAUUGGCUGCUUGAAAAAAAUUAAGGAGUUUGGUGAAUUACGAUCAGUCAGCGAAGACGGUAUUAGACUGAUGUCAGCACCAGUGUCUACAAGGAAAUUAUAGCAGGAACCCUUGUCGAGACUGUGAAUCAGGCGACUUGGGGAGGUUGAACUGACCAAGUUCGCCGUCGUUACCGACCGGCAGGUACAUCUUCCGCCGAAAAUUUCUCGCAACGACAAUGGGAUUGACAAUGAUGGGCAUUUAACCCAUAGGUGUGAUGGGAGCAGCAGGAACUAUCAGAGGUGGACGGGGCUGACACUGCAGUGGGAUACCUCAGACGGCGGGUAGUGGACGGACUAUGACGGCAAGAGACACGCGAAGCACGCAGCUGGAAAACUUCAAGUAUGAGGAGGUCUUGACGUUCCAUGACAUUCUCGCUUUAAGGCGCAGUUGGCGCAGCCGUGAUACGACCAGCAACAUUUACUAUAACGGCAGGUCGGUAGUACUCGAGGAUGCCGUCAGCAGGUCCCGCGAGCCUGUUGAUGAAGAAAGAAUGUAAGGCGCAAGGAUAGCUUGGACGAAAGAGGGCUGCCAUUGGAGGAGAAGCUGCUGGAAUAUGGUGGCAUCAGGAUUUUGGCCGUCCGUCUGCCGCUCCAAACGCGUAAGAAACUGCGUAGGCUUUCCGUUACCAAGGUCCUCCUCGGAAAUCAAGCACUGUAGACGCUUUUGCAUUGAUAGGGGAAUGCAGAUGUGAGCCUCCGUCAGAGCAGUAUAUGGGGUUUCUGUGGACGGACAGCACAUAAUGUUGCGAAGGUCCGUGAUAAUAUCCAUUUGCAAUGUUGCCGCAGUGUGGUAAAAUUUCGUAUCCUCUUUUGUAAUCUGGAGGCCUGACGAUGAAUUAUUUUUUAAAGUUGUGUCAAAGUUUUUACAGGCCGUAUUUUUGGUUCAUUAAAACAAAAAGGCUUUUUAUGUCACUACACGUCCUUUGAUCGAGGCAUCCUCACCUUUGAUUGGAAUGCGACGAAUGCAUAAUACAUUCACAAAGGUGGGUUUAAAAUAAGUGCUAACGGCUGUCGGUCGGUGAGUCCAACCUUCAUCUGUAGAAAAGUUAUUAGAAGGAUCAUAAACAUAACCUACUAUAAUGGUCCUCGAGGAUUAGUAUUUCUUUGACAGCAUUCAACAUGAAUUCCGAGGGAGAAAUGUUUUUGACCAAAUACUCCAUUUGAUGGUGCAGUGAUCCCGCCCGUUAGCGGAAGACACAAGAGUCCACGUCGUUUGCAUCGACUUACAGAGGGCAUUUCAUAGUGCUCUACACUCUCGGUUACUCUACAAGGUCCGUGAGUCCGGCAUAAAGACGAACCUACUAGACUGUUUAGAGAACUUCAUGAUCUGUAGAUCAUAGUCUGUGCGAAUUGGCAGUACGAAAUGAUUGUCAGUGCCAGUUAUGAGUGCGGUAUCUCAGAGCUCUGUGCUCGGACCAUUACUGUUGUUGAUUUAUGUCAAUAUCUGCGUGAAAAGACUCGACUACGGAUGACAUUGAAAUGUGGCGUGCGAUCAAAUGCGAAACUUAUGAAUUGACUGUGCAAGAAGGACUUAACUGCCUACGUGAUUGAUCUGAAAAACGGCUGCUGAGUUUCAACAUUGAAAAAUGUGUCGCACCGCUUCUCGAUACGAAGAAGGAGAGCAGAUGGAGAUGAUCAUCAGUACCUCCUUGACGAAAAGUUCCUGUCAAAAGCGGUCAAAAAAGGGCCCCGAAUAAUCAUUGAGUUAUCUCUGAGGUCCUCCUCUCAAUGCGCCAGGACGACGAAAAGGGCAACUAGUGUAUUCUUUGUCAUUGAAAGAACUUCAUUGGCAUAGGUAUAGACCUGUCUGGAAAUUAAUGCCGGGCCUUUAUUCCCUUGCAGCUGAGGUAUAGAAUCCAGGCGUGGUGCGCCCUGCUAAAAACAUAAUAAAUUGAUCAAAAAGGGUCCAGAGAAUGGCGAUCAAAAUCGUGAAGGGCGUUAAUACUUUAUCUUGCAAACGCAGACUUGGUGUGCAUAACCAGUUUUUUCUUAAGGGCUGCCAGAUCCGAAGAGAUCUAAUGCAAACCUACCGGAUUGUGAGGAAUCGGGACUCUGCCCUGUACGUCGACUACUACUUCUCAUUGAUCACGGGAACAAACCUACGUGGGAACUCCCACAAACUUCGAGGGACCAGAUCUCACCCAGAUGUUCGUAGGUACCCGUUUUCGCAGAGAGUUGUCGGUACCUAGAACGGACUUUUUGAGGACGUAAUAAUCGCAGACCCAACAUACAUUAAAAAACCGGAUGUAUUUUUGUUUUAAAAAUACCGCCCAGAUGGUCAGGAAAGCUCUGUUGCACCAACCAGCGCUUCGCACAUACCUACCGCUUAUGCAUAUGACUAUUAUUCCAUACUUGACACUAUCUUCCACAACUGAGGUUUGCGGUCUCAUAUUUUUGAGAUAAUGUUCUAUUAAAUUAUAUUUUGUUGACAAUAAUUUGUAGCAUGUCCGUUUGAAUUGGAAUAUGGCAUGUGUCGUCUAAGUAGGGUCUUUGUCACACACGCCAAACACCAGAUGUACUUUGUUUAUACCUUCCUGGUAACAUUUUUUUUCUUUUUUAUGCUUUAGGUCUGCCCAAUUGACAGUAACUUCGAUAAGAGUCUGGCCUGUAUUCCAAUUUCGUCAAUCCGCACUUUGCGUGUGUUUUAUUAUCAAUACUAAAUAAAUACUUGCCACCGCUCUUCACGUUAUACGUCAUUGUGUGUGGUGUGAAUUGUCUGUCUCCAUCUCACUUGGAAUAUUACAAACUUGGUGGCAGCGAUGCCCGGCUCGAAAGAUCCCGUUCGGGAACCCACGGUACUGCCUGGCUCACGUCCAAAAAUCACAACGGCGUGCAUCCGUCGCCCUUCACCCUUCCUGAAACCUAUUCUAGUCUCGCCAACAUUUCAAAAACAUACAACACUGUCCUCGGCCAAAGCCUGUUCUAACCCCAUCACCAAAUCAACUCUACCCGACAUCUUCCAUAUUAGCCUUCACUCUCCAUCCGAUAAAACCCCCAAUCCUACGUCAUAGUGACAAUCUAGCCCAAUGGAUCUCUUCAACAGAGCCUUUCUCGGAUUCGGUCCCCGAUACCGUCAGGAAGAAUACGCUUAAAUCCCUUUUUCGUCCCCGAACUUGUAAACAAGGUAGAUGGGCUAGCGCCCUCUCCCUUCUGCUCAUUUAAAGAAUACUUUGGUGCUCUUCAACAGAUAUUUUAUUCGGAGCCAAGUCAAGCCGCGGAAAAACAGCGGUUCUUCAAAAGAACCCAACGGGAAGGCGAGGCUCUGUUGAAUUUCCAUAAAUAAUUAAAACGCCUGUCGUUUCGCGUCUUUCCACCCCACGGCGAAGAACGCCUAACGUUUUUUUGCAUGAUGUCGAGUAUACGCGACAGAGAACUAGCGUUGAUUUUCACCAACCGUCCACCGCCCAACGUCAAGGAGACUCUUGACUUGGACGCGGCUCUAUGCACCAAAUUUCCCUUGGCUCAGGAACCUCAAGCCACCAGAGACCCAACUAGGUAGGGUCACCCUCCCAGCCUUCCAGACCGGUUUACACCCUAACACGCCAAUUUAAGCCGACCUUUCCAACCUCCCAAGUUUCCAGGUCCGCCGAAUAACCCGCACUGUUACAACUGCAACCGCUUCGGCACAGCCGCCAAGAAAUGCGGCCACAAUGCAGGUAACCAUCCCUUCCCCUGGCCGCUUUAUAACCCUCCCCUCUGAUUUUAAGCCAUUGAUAAUCUCGGGCACAGUGGUAAAUAAGAGAGUCAGCAUUCUUAUAGACACGAGCGCAGACGUCUCCCGUAUUCACUUUAGCCUCCUCCGUGGAACGAACUACAAUCAGGCGGAAUUUCAUCAACUACAGAUUCUCACUGCUAACAAUUUCAUCCUCCAGCUUAGCGCCUCCGCAAAGUAUUAGUCUCCAUCAAAGACAAAACUAUCCGACAUUGCUUCCUCUUGACCACCGAACUCAAAUGGAAUGUCAUACUCGGCUGUGAUUUUGUAAAACGGCAUGCGCAAUCCAUUACCUUCCCCCACUUCUCAGUCCCUCAUCAUAAAAGACGACAAGGUAACCGUGGACGGAAACAGUGUCGAAAUUGAUACAUGACCACCUCUCAACCCUUCUUCCAUUGAAGACGUCCUACCGGACAACAUUUAGGCCGAUGAUCGUCGUGCCCUCUACCACGCGUUGGUACCGUUCAGAUCCGUUUUCACGUGGGCAGACCAUGCUGUUGGACGGUCCAACGUAGUUUAACACCGAAUAAACACCGGAUCUGCCCUUCCACAGCACCUCCCUCCCCGACGGAUACCCUUCCACUUUCGGAAAAAAAACUAAAUGAAAUUGUAGAAAACAUGUUCCAACAAGACAUUGUUCAGCCAUCCUCUUCCCCGUGGGCAGUGCCGGUAACUCUGGUCAGAAGGAAGGACAAUUUUCUUCGACUCUGUGUUGACUACAGACGCCCCAACGCGGUCACGGUCACAAAUUCCUUUCCUUUUCCCCGUAUGAAUGGCCUUCUAGCCUCUACGACAAGGAAGAAAUGCUUCUCUGCCCUCGACCUCUCCUCAAUCUACUGGCAAAUCGAAGUACACCCAGAGGAUCGCGCCAAUACCGCCUUUUCCUUGCCCUCAGGACUCUUCGAGUUCACCGCACUACCUAUGGGCUUGGCCAAUACAGCGGUGACCUGUCAAUGCCUCAUAAAGAAAUUACUAAAGAACCCAUGUCCAUCGAAGUGCCUUGCUUUCUUAGACGACGUCAUAAUGUGGGGUACCACGAUAUCAGAACUUCUAGGCAACCUUUCAGAGGUCCUAACGAGGUACCAGGAGGCCGGCAUGACGCUCAAUCCAAGGAAGUGCAAGUUUCUCCACACAUAAAUUCACUUCCUCGGACACAUGGUAAGCAGCGAGGGCCUCAGAACGGAUCCCGACAAGAUCCACGGAGUCAAAGACUGGCCACAACAGGUCAACGGAGAUUAAGUUCGAUCAUUCCUUAGCCCAGUAGGAUACUACAGGGCUUUCAUUCCGUCAUACACUCUCCUUGCCUUCCCCCUCGCGAAACUGACCGAGAAAUCCCAACCAUUUAGGUGGGCGACAGAGUGCGAAAACGUAUUCACCCGCCUCAAAGAAGCCCUUACCGUCGCCCCCGUUCUCAGCCGUGACGGACCCCCAUUUUUCCUAGAUACAGAUGUUAAUAGUCACGCCAUAGGAGGAGUACUGUCGCAGUCCGACACCGAUGGCAGAGAGCCCGUUAUGCAGUACGGCAGCCGUACGCUUGAUAAAUCGGAAAGAGAUUAUAGCGCCACACGGCGCAAGAUGCUAGCUUUGGUUUUUUUCACCAGGAAAUUUGCUGCGUAUCUAACAGGCAAACCGUUCAUCAUCAGGAUGAACCACUCAGCUCUGGAAUGGCUAGAAAAUUUCCAUGGACCAGAAGGACAAGUAGCAAGGUGGCAGAAAAUGUUGGCGGAUUUUGACUUUACCGUUGUACACCGCCCUGGAAAGCAACACAUCAGCGAGGACGCACUAUCGCGAAUUUCCAUGGGCCAGCUCCACAGUUGCUCUGCUUGCCAAGAUCUCGAUGUUAGUGCUUUGUCGAUGACCACUUUGGCGGUGAACUGGGCUAACCUACGAGCCAACGAUCCAGACGUCGGUCUCAUCUACGACUGAUUCGUGCGGGGUUCCAUCAAACCGUCAAAAAAUCAGAUGACAAGAGAAAGCUGUGAAGCCCAAGCCCUAUGGGCCACCUGGCAAAACCUUCUUAUGAGAGAUCGAGUGCUUUUCUUCCAGUAUGACCCCCAAUCCCUGACCAGCCUCGUCCUCCCUCCGUCUCAUACACGCAAUGGCUAAUGGGAGUUACACCACCAGCUGGGUCACGCCGGACAAUGCAAACUGGAAAAAGUGGCGAGACUUCGUUUCUGGUCACCUAGUCUUCGUCAAGAUGUGACACUAAUAUGCCAAGAGUGUGAAGUCUGCGCGCGAUUUAAACGUCCCACGCACAAUCGCAGAGCACCUUAGCAACUGAUUUCCACCGGCUACUCGAAUCAGCGCCUUGGAGUCGACAUCGUGGCCCCCUUCCCACAAUCACGGAAGGGUAAUCGAUACCUUUUGGUGAUAGCCGACUUUUUUACCAAAUGGGCGGAAGCAGUCCCCCUGCCUGACCAAACAAUGGCUAAGGUCACGGACGCUAUUAUGUGUACGUGGAUUGUCCGUUUCGGGGUGCCAAGUGUUAUUCCAUCCGGCCAAGGUUCCAAUUUCGAAAGCCACUUAGUAUAUAAACUGUGUAGCCGACUAGGCAUACAGAAAACAAGGUCCACAGCAUAUCACCAACAAGGCAAUGGACAGACGGAAAGAACCAACAAAUCUAUUUUGUCCCUAUUACGAACUUUCAUAGAUUCAGCCAACAACCACAUCUGAGACAACCUUAUCCCCCAUUGUCAACUAUCCUACCUCAGUGCAAUGCACAAGUCGACAGGCUUCACUCCCGCUAUGUUGACUUACGGCCGGGUAUUUCAACUCCCUUUGGACAAAGACACGGUUCACCGUUCCAACCAGGCGAUGUGGUGUGGCUUCACAGGGAAAAUCCUCCACCUGGACAACCUAGUAAAUUCCAUAAUCCGUGGUCGGGCCCGUUCUCCGUCGCCCAGCGUUUACCAAACAAUGUUUAUCGAAUACGCGAGGCUGACAACCCGAACACUCACAUCGUCCACUUUAACAAGUUAAAGGCUGGUCACUCCCUCGAACUUCCUGAUCCACCUAUCAUAAUCCCUAGCUGGCCGAAUCAUCGGAGUUCCUCCUUCCAGACACUGAGGACAGUGGCUUUUCGGAGAGGGAGGCUUUGUCACACAUGCCAAACUUCAGGUGUACUUUGUUUAUACGUUCCUGGUAACAUUUUAUUUCUUGUUUUCAUUAUUUAGGUCUGCCCAAUUGACAAUAACUUCGGUAGGAGUCUGGUCUGUAUUUCAAUUUCGUCAAUCCGCACUUCGUGUGUGCUUUAUUAUCAAUACUAAAUGAAUAAUCGUCACCGGUCUCCGCGUAAUACGUCAUCGUGUAUGGUUUGAACUGUCUGUCUCCAUCUCACUUGGAAUAUUACAUCUUCAAGGGCACUGUCUAUUACCAUCCAACAUAGUGAACUAAACUGAAGUGCCGAACAUAAUUGGGGUUAAGGUGGUACUGUUGUGUCUAUAAACAUUACGCGGCGGUGAGGAGUGUUGACCAAAAUCCAGGUGCCACAAGUCUCCCCCAAUUAUAAUGGAAUUCCCUCACAUCUUGCUUGUUGUGGCUAAUACGAAUCAAUCAUGGGAGCUCUGGGCACAGUCCCGUUUCCUUCCAAUCCGAAUAGCCAGUGUAAGCUUACAUAGUGUCUGCCUAUGUUCUUUGGGAAAAAGAUUAAAAUGUGCAUGUUACUAGCGUGGUAUGGAUUUUAGCCCCUUGACACACUUUGUCGCCUUUCUUUGAACUCUUUUACUAACAAAGAGAACAUCAGCUUGCAUUGAUAGGUCAUCUACCGGACCAUUCACAUAGGUGGCUAAUUCCUUCCUGCGGAGUUAGGUUAUUGUUUGUCCGUUUGAUAGAUUGUCCCAUCCUGCUAUGCAUUGGCAAAGCAAAGUAAUGAAGUCCCGAGACUUGAAUCGUUAAGUUCCCCGCCAACAACUGGCACCACCUUUUGAGGGUUUUUUUCUCCUGUUAAAUUACAACAAUCAUUUUUAAAUUUUACUUUGGAGUUUUUUUUCACCCCUCGUUUUUCAUUUUCAUUUUGCUUAACGGACAUCCAAUCUCAAAAACUAUGUAUUGCACUUUGUAAAGAUUUUGCCUACCUCGUCUAAAAUUCGCAUGUAAAUUUAUUUUUACUUGCUUUGAUGGGACCCCGACGGGUCUUUAAUAAAAAUAAUUGAAUUGAAUUUAAUUAAUUUCAUCGUACUUAUGCACGCAGAAUGUACUGAGCCUUAAGCGAUAAUAGAAUUAACCAUUAAGCCCUAGGAAAUGUUGAAUAGUUAACCAAAUGCGUUUAAAAACGGAAUAAUAAGGAUGGAAAAAAAGAGGAAAGAAUGAAAAUCUGGUAGAAAAAACUCACAAUAAGGAAACAUGGCAGAAAACAAACAACUUUCGCUUCUUAAGUAGUGCUAUAUAGUCACCAAUGUGCGCGAAGCAGGGAGAUAUCAUGUCUUGAUAACUACUGCUAUCCCUAGUUUACAAAGUCCUUGAAUGAAUAUUGCCAAGACUAAAGCUAUUAUGUGCCUCAGCGAAUGUAAAGGUCGGUACAAAACUGCCCGAUCAAAAGCAUAGUCUGCGGUACGGCUCAGAAUUUUAAAUUAGUCUACAAACGUUAACAGCAUUCUGAUUACUACGUCUCGCAGUCCUGUACUUUAACCACGUAGGGACACUUCUGCAGCAUGGGCUUAUAUUUGACACAACGGAAGGAGCAAAGGAAUACAUUUGAUGGACAACCCAGUCGACGAUGCAGGUCGAAAGGUCAAGAACGCAACCAGUCGAUUGGAGGGUAUUUCCAGCCAAUGCGUACCUACGAAGCUUUUUUUUGAGCGACCCACAGUGAACCGCGCCAACUACUUGGCCAAGAUCCAUGAAGACAGUCUCAACGUAUCCUGUGCAAUCGAGCCUAGUGAACAGGACUCUUGCGUGAUGGGGAGGCUAAUAAGCCUGUGUUAGUCAUGGAUAAUACAUAAACAUUCGCAGAGUAUCGUCGGCACGAUUAAGUACAUCAUUCCGUCAGGGCAUCACAGACGUUAGUUCUCAGCUAGCCAGCCAGCCAGGCAUAGAUCACAAGAAAAGGGGAGUUAGGACACUAACCCGGCCAGUUAGGGAACCGACUAUUCUAAAAGUGGACGUAUGUAAAAUUAGGUCAGGUAGUGUUCCGAGGAUUAAGAGUACAGUGUUCAGUCUUCGGGCCCACCUAAUUACCCGUUUGGUGAAUGAGACUCAGCGACCGUAAGUUAACUUACCAGGCUUCCCCCUGGAAGAGUACACAAGAGUUUCGCCAUAUAUGCAGAGAACCUGAAAAAAAACUUGCUGUAACAAAUUUGGUGGACUUUUAGCGGACAGCCAUCCUGACCGGUGUGGCGCGAUUGCUCAAGACCCCGCAGCCCCUAGGUCACUCACCUUUUGCAGUGGGCCGUUCCAGACGCUCUGACCUGGAAUCACAUGACCAAAAGCUCGGGCAUACCUGCGUCCGCACAGAGUCGCAGCUGUCCAUGUGCUACUUGGAUGUGCCACCCCCUGCAACCAACAACAUGAGCCACAGGGGCACCAACGCCCGCCAAAUACAAGACACACCUACUGGAUACCAUUUGAGCUUAGCCCUCGAGCCUACAAAAGUAGUCGUAACCACUGUCCUAGGGACUUUCAGGCAUGACUGGACGCAGUCAACACCAGCCCUGGCUUCACCAGUGGCCACUGCCGCCUGAGAGGACAACUGAGUGUUCGGUAUGCAUUAAACCCCUUAUUCUAGUCCAUUUAGUCUUUUCCUUACAAUAUGAGAUCUGACCUGGCAGUAGUAGCACACAGGCUCCACACGCUCACCGCUGUGCAGCUACAGAAUCCUGGUCCGUUUCUGAGCAUUUUUUAGAGCACAGUUAUGUUAAGCUGUUUCUUGCCAGUUCCCAAAUUAUGCACAUCUUAUACAGUAAGACAGCAUUGAGGAAAAAUUAAUUGAACUUAAAGUCCUAGCUUGAAUUUGAUGUUAUCAUUAUGUUAGCGACAUUCGGUCCAAGCUCAGGAUAUCCAUGACUUCGACUAGAUAAAACUGAAACGCCUAUUUUGUUUAAAUGGACGCCACUUUUGAUCCCCCUGGACCGCAGCGCUCGCCUAGGUCAUGUACCUCUGUCAUUUUUACGUGACCGGACGGGGGAUGUAAAUACGUCCUUUUGUAGCCAAAAAUCGGGUAAAAAUGUCGGUAAACUGAAAAAAAUUAGGUUUGAAUCCCACCUUCAUUCAUACAUCCGAGUAGUCAAGAGUCUCUAUGA